AUGAAGAAAGAAUCGUGGGCCCUGUCGGCAGACACUCCAAGCCCAGCAAGCAGUCGAGCGGUGCAGGUGUUGUCGGAAGAUGACUACCCUGAAUCAUCUGUUCCUGUGACUGCAGAUGUGGAGAAUAACAGCGAAUGCCCAAUAUGUAGCAAACAGUUCCCAGGUGAGGAAAUUGAAUUCCACGCCAGUACCUGUGGAGCAAGUGAAGAGGAUGUUCUCAGAUUAAUUGAAUCGAAAGUUGAGAGGGAGAAGACCUUCAUUAUUUGUGUCUCCAGGGAGAACAUUUUAGAGAGAGGGCUAAAUUUAUGGCAGUGCCAGAAAACUGCCCGCCCAGCAAACAUACUUAAAGUCACCUUCAUAGGAGAAGCUGGAGUUGAUACCGGGGCAUUAAGGAAGGAGUUCCUGUCUGAGAUGGUUGCUGGGAUUGAGACACGCCUCUUUGAAGGUGGGGAGAAAGGGAAGAUCCCAAAAUACUCCAUCUCUGACCUGGACAAAAGCUAUUACAAAACUGCGGGUGAAAUAUUUGCUGUCAGCCUUGGCCAAGGUGGCCCACCUCCACGUUUCUUUCAGGACUGGUGUUACCAGUACCUGGUGACAGCGUCACUUAAGGACAUUACCAAAGAUAAUGUCCAUGAUGAAGAAUCAUCCUCACUAAUUCAAAAGGUGUGCUGA
Nerophis lumbriciformis (worm pipefish) is the source of this 672-nucleotide messenger RNA. The record is from RefSeq and is a predicted model, not a curated record. Lineage: Eukaryota; Metazoa; Chordata; Actinopteri; Syngnathiformes; Syngnathidae.